This is a messenger RNA of Megalops cyprinoides (Indo-Pacific tarpon), 2248 nucleotides long. RefSeq names its product solute carrier family 2 member 11b (gene slc2a11b). NCBI's taxonomy places the organism in Eukaryota, Metazoa, Chordata, Actinopteri, Elopiformes, Megalopidae. The coding region runs from base 314 to 1864 and encodes 516 amino acids. Gene Ontology annotation, biological process: monosaccharide transmembrane transport. Gene Ontology annotation, cellular component: membrane. The record is from RefSeq and is a predicted model, not a curated record. Gene Ontology annotation, molecular function: hexose transmembrane transporter activity. The transcript has 12 exons.
UGGUACGCGUAUCUAAUGAUAAAAGAUUUGCUCUGGAAAAACUGAUUCUAAUGCAAUUUUAUACACUUACACGAGACUAGGUCUUCUCUUGGACAACCGAUCGAUUGUGUGUCUCCUUGAUAUAUAUGUACAUGGACGUUCCUGCUCUUCUUCGCGUCGGUCCUCACUUGAGGAUGAGAACAGAGCUGCGAGCCAUUUCCAACGACAAUUUAAAUAAUAGCUUUCCGACAGUGCAAUUGUUAUGAAAUCUUAAUUAUUUUGGCAACUGCAGUUCAAAGAAACAGCUAGUAAAGUUAUCAAAGUUGUGGUCAAAAUGCCGAAAGGAAAAGGAGACGCCACGGAAUAUCAGCCUUUACUUAAAGGCUUUAAGGAUACCGAUCGGGGCAUUCGGCUGCCUAGCAAGUCACUUCUGCUAGCCGUUUCUGCAGCUGGCAUUGGAGGAACUUUUCAGUAUGGCUAUAAUGUAUCCAUCAUCAAUGCUCCGACCAAGUCUGUGCAGAAUUUUAUCAACCAUACCUGGCUUGAGCGGUAUGAUGCUCACAUCGCAGAGGAUGUACUCACCUUGCUGUGGUCCACAAUAGUGUCUAUUUUCACACUUGGAGGUCUCAUCGGAUCUUUUGUGGGUGGAACGCUGGCCAUUAAGUUCGGGAGAAAAGGGGCACUGUUAGUAAACAACAUAUUUGCUUUGCUGGCAUCUCUGUUUCUGGGCUUGAGCCGUCCGACUGGAUUGUUUGAACUUCUGAUUUUGGGACGUUUGAUUUCCGGGAUAAAUGCAGGAGUUGCCCUAUGUGUUCAGCCCCUCUACCUGGGAGAGAUUGCCCCAAGGGCGCUCCGUGGUAGCAUGGCGAUGGGGACAUCCAUCUUCCUCACGGGGGGAAUCCUGACGGGACAGGUGAUUGGGCUUGAGGAGCUGCUGGGCAGAGAGGAGCACUGGCCUAUCCUGCUGUCCACCACCUGCAUCCCUGCGGCUCUCCAGCUCCUCACACUACCCUGGUUCCCUGAGAGCCCACGCUACCUACUCAUCGACAGAGGGGAUGACAUAGGAUGCAGAAAGGCUCUGAAACAGCUGCACAGCACUGAUGACUAUCAAAAGGAGAUGGAGGACAUGGAGAAGGAGAGAGUCAGCGCUCUAGGAGUCCAGCCCAAAAAGCCCUGGGAGCUCUUUAUGGACUCCAGUGUUCGCUGGCAGCUCAUCACGGUGAUACUGCUCAACUGUGCCCAGCAGCUCAAUGGCAUCAAUGCUAUUUAUUUCUAUGCACACUACAUUUUUAAGCGAUCCAGGGUCCCAGAUGAGAAGAUCCCCUAUGCUACAGUGGGCACAGGAGCCUGUGAGUGUCUCACUGCCCUCACUUGCGGCAUUCUAAUUGAUUCUCUGGGACGUAGAGUGAUGAUCAUCGGAGGAUAUUCACUCAUGACAUUGUGGUGCAUUUGUUUCACCCUGACUCUCACCUUCCAAGAAGCAAGUCCAUGGGUACCCUAUCUUAGCAUGAUUUGUGUCUUUGCUUUUAUUUUGAGCUUUGGCCUGGGACCAGGCGGAGUCACCAACAUUCUGGCCACUGAGCUCUUCACCCAGACGGCUCGACCUGCUGCUUAUAUCAUUGCAGGGUCUGUCAGCUGGAUAAGCUUCUUCUUCAUAGGCAUGGUGUUUCCGUUCAUCGUGAACGGCCUGAAGCAGUACUGCUUUCUCGUGUUCAUGGUCAUUUGCUGCCUGGUGGUGAUAUACAUAUUCUUCGUUGUCCCUGAGACCAAGAACAAAACAUUCCUAGAAAUCCAGCUGGAGUUCCUGUCCAGAGAUGCGAGGAAGCAGCGCAAAUCAGAUGGCAGUGAGGGCCAUGGAGCAACACUGCUGUCAACACCUCUGUAAAAGCCUUACCCUUUGUGUGUAUGGAAGGGAUGGUAUUUCACUUACAGAGCAGGACUGUGUCAUGUGGUUACAUGAUCUUAACAGGCAUCUUGAGUAAAAAGACACAAUAAUAUGUAUGAGGAUUCACUUGUUAGAUGUUAAUUUUCAUCCUGAAUUGUAGACAGACUGCAGUAAGAAAAGGUAUAAGGGGGUGAGUGUAUUCACUGGACCUAACACAAACUUGGUGCCAUCAGUUUAAGCGUUAACACGCGAGUACUGUAUUUAGAAUAAAUUUGUAAAUUUAUGAUUAAACUGUUAAGACCUACAAGGUUGCCAACAUAGUGCUGCUUAAAUGACAAAUACAAGCAUGCUCCAAGUACUGUUCUCUUAAAUGGCUUUAUUGUA